AUGCAAGGAAGCCAUCAUAGCAAUGGUUUACCACGACCAUACUACAUGAAACCGUCAUCAAAGAAGAAGAAUUCCCCUUACAAUAAUCUCAAAGAGCCAAUAAUCUUUUUCAACACCCCUAGAAGGAAGCUUGUGGGUUAUGUGUUCAUGUUUCUAAUAAUUGGAACCUUGAUGUGGUGGGUCUCACAGGACUUAAAAGACAAGCCUGAUCUAGAGUAUGAGGUCGUUCCUGCUGAUCAACAUGCAUCAUCUUCUAGUAAACAUGGUUUAGAUAAUGAUAAUCAUAAUUUGGAUAACAUGGUCAAAGGAGUAGGUUCAAAAGCUGAUACUGAAAAAGAUAAUAUAGAUUUAGCCGGCAACUUGGCCGCUGGAUCAAAGGGUGAAAAGGGCUUAGGAGUAGCUGAAGCACCAAAGGGUGGUAUUGCUAAUGAGGCACCUUUAGUUGGCAAUGAUGCCGAUCAAAUCGUUGGUACUGGAAAAGGAAACGGUAAUAAGGCACAACAAAACAAGUUGGUGGGCCAUCCGCCGUCAAACGGGGGAAGCGAUGGAAAGUCCAAUGAGAGAAUAGUGCAACAGAUACUUGAAGAUACACAGUAG
This is a messenger RNA of Lodderomyces margitis, 597 nucleotides long. RefSeq lists its product as uncharacterized. NCBI's taxonomy places the organism in Eukaryota, Fungi, Ascomycota, Pichiomycetes, Serinales, Debaryomycetaceae. Bases 1 to 597 code for a protein of 198 amino acids. The transcript has a single exon. The record is from RefSeq and is a predicted model, not a curated record.